Carya illinoinensis is the source of this 1919-nucleotide messenger RNA. Its product is annotated as receptor-like protein 15. The transcript is spliced from 3 exons. Bases 1327 to 1584 code for a protein of 85 amino acids. Gene Ontology annotation, molecular function: protein binding. The record is from RefSeq and is a predicted model, not a curated record. NCBI's taxonomy places the organism in Eukaryota, Viridiplantae, Streptophyta, Magnoliopsida, Fagales, Juglandaceae.
ACAAAAGAGUGGCCGCGGCAGCACAAACUCAACGAAACAGAGACCACCGUGCGGCUGAGCACUUCAGACGGAGCUGGCGUUGGGCACCUAGAGAGAGAGAGAGAGAGAAAACAGAGAGAGUUAACGUGAGGGAACGAGGAACGGAGAGGGAGGCAGUGGGGAAGGUUCAGCAUGGCUUACCGAGAGGCACACGGCGGCCUGGGCUGGCACGAUUGGCGUUGUUGAAUGGCGGACGGGCAGAGAGACCACGGUGGGGAACUAGUCCUCUGUUUCGAUGCUUGAAAACAGGGCCUUCGGUGAUGGUGGGAUAGCUUUACAGUGUUGGACGGCUGAGGAAGACGGGUCAUCGGACGUCGGGCUGGCGGCUUGUGGUGACAUUUCCGUGUGUGAGGGUGGCUGACGACUGAGCAGAAGAUGGCAAAUAAUCCGCGCAAAAGAGGGAAUGAAAAAUAAGGUUCGAACAUUUCAUGUGCUAAGUUAAAUAGGUGGCAAUAACUUGGAACUCUUCUAACUCGGUGAUCAUUUUAGCUAGCACGAAACGAGUUGGCAAUACAUUCCAAGCAAUUUCCGUAAGAGUAGCUCAAUUCAGUCCAUCAUUUUGUUUUCAGUUUCCACAUUUGUUCCCACUCUUUGAUCCUAGGCCCCCAAAACCACUGAAACCGACAGUCCAUGUAAAAUAAAUGUGGUUAUUAAGGCAUUUUGCAGGUUUCUUCGGAGUAAUAUGUGGGUGUAUAUAUUAGUCCUAGUCAUUGUGGAAUACAAACUCUUCCACGCGGUAUAGUUAAUGCUCUCACCAUCUGCGAUAUUUUUCCUUUUUAAAAGUCUUCCCAACGUAUUAGUAUAUAUUUCAGUAGAAAAAUAGAGAAAAUAAGAGUGAGUAUUUUAUGCCAACAAAAAAACAAGCUGAAUAAUUAGCAAGAAAUCAUGAAUCGAGGUGUGUGGCAAUGUUCUCCAGUCAGGAGUAUUAUAUAUCUUUGGUGAAGUGUUUGAUGUGGGCGCUAGUAAUUUUUGUGCAAAUCCAUGAGCACAAAGGUUGCUUGGAGGAAGAGAGGGUCAAUCUGAUACGACUGAAGGCGUUUCUGAAAUCCAAUGCUGAUAUUGGCGACCGUCUUCCCUCCUGAAUUGAAGAUGCAGAUCAGAUGAGCAGUGACUGCUGUGGUUGGGAGCAAGUCUCGUGCAACUCCACCACGGGUCAUAUCGUUGGACUCUCCCUCAAUCAUAUCACCGAUACAACUAAUUGGUUACUAAAUGUGUCCCUGUUUCGGCCCUUCAAGGAGCUAACGAGUCUUGAUUUGUCAGGCAAUCAAAUAGGUGGUUGCAUAGCUAAUGAAGAUUUUAGAUAUGAGUGGAAAUCGCUUCACUGGGAGUAUUUCUCCAUAUAUUGGGGCACUAUCUUUGACGAAGGAUAUAUUGCUAUCUGACAAUAAUUUCAAUGGAGCUUUCCCUACUGAAGAUUUGUGCAGAUCGAAGAAACUUGAAGAGUUGGAUAUUUCUGGCAUAAACAAUAUGUCAUCACUAAGAGUGUUGGAUAUAUCUGGUAACCGUUACAUUGGUAACUGUUUCACAAACAUAUGUUCCGAAUAGGUAUAUCUAUUAUACCUGAUCCCAAAUAACGCAUCCUUUGGACUUGGUCCAAUGGUUACACGCCCCUCCACCAUCUAGUUGGUACUGGUUUGAGUCCCAGUAGAUGCUCUUAAGGAUUUAAAAUUUUUCGUUGGACUGUAGUUCCUGUGCCUUGCAUUGCUAGGCCGCACGCCAGGCCCAUGUAGAGGGAUAGGGAUGUCCAUCCCCUCAUUAAAUCAUUAAAAAGCUUUUAUUGACUAGGGUGAACCUUGCCCUUUCGCUCUACCAUGGGCUUCACUUCCACUAGGCCGAUGGAUGGCUUAUGGUAUAUAUAUAGACCGAAUUUAUUAUAACCA